This is a messenger RNA of Pangasianodon hypophthalmus (striped catfish), 986 nucleotides long. RefSeq names its product mitochondrial ribosomal protein S36 (gene kgd4). Gene Ontology annotation, biological process: 2-oxoglutarate metabolic process. The record is from RefSeq and is a predicted model, not a curated record. The coding region runs from base 200 to 544 and encodes 114 amino acids. NCBI's taxonomy places the organism in Eukaryota, Metazoa, Chordata, Actinopteri, Siluriformes, Pangasiidae. The transcript is spliced from 5 exons.
GUGCACUAUAUGUCCACUACUGAGCCAUUUGGGAUUCGGCCACUGGUUUCCAUCCUCCAGACCACUGUUGUCAGUGCUGGAUGUUAUUACACGAUAUAAUAGGAAAUUAUUUUGUCGUAGACAUAUAGAUAUGUUUUGCUAAUCUAGAAAAUGUCAACAGCUGCCUCAUUUAAACCGGAAGCAGUUGGUGGAGGUCGUUAUGGGAAGUAAAGUUAGCAGUGGCAAGAUGGCCGCCGCCAGUCGGGUCGUGCAGGUUGUGCGACCUCAUGCACCACUUAUCAAAUUUCCAAAUCGCCAGGGCAUACCCAAGCCAAACGUACAAGAAGCACUGAAGUUGCUCAUAGCCACCACCCCACACACACCUAUGCCUACACCUGCAGCAGCGCAGUCAGCUACACCACCUCCAAGACCCGCAGGACUCAUCAGUCGACUCCCUGGCACACCAGACAGCAUUGCUAUCGUUAAAGAGCUUCCACAGAAAUAUCGGCGACAGGCCCUGGCACUCGAGGAGAUGGACUACAUUCAGCGUGGCGGGCCUGAGUGAUGGCUCAUCAUUAAAACCUGCCAGCGCCGAUAGCUGUGGAGAAGGUUCUUAUUGUUGGCUCGUACCUUACAGGAAUAAAGAGUCGUUGUUCAAAUGUACAUAGGGGUGAUUUUGAAAUAUAAUUAUUCAGUACAGGCCGGGUCAUUUUUCUCAUUAAUUCAACUGCAAUGUUUGCAGCAUGGACGUUUUGACAGGAAGUUAGUACUUUCUAGGUGCACUGUAUUAAGCCAACAUUACAGUUUAUUAUUAUUAUUAUAGUUAGAUCAUUUCAGUAUAUCACAUCUAAGCCAGGCUGCUUAGUUCACACUGCAGGCGUUCACUUUUUUCCCCUCACUUACACAUCAUGUCGGUGUUAGUUUGGCACAAGAACAUAUAACAAUUAUCAGCCUGCACUGUGUGGACUGUGUGUAAAUCUGGGUUAUUAAAUGUAUAUUAAUUUAAA